Molecule: messenger RNA, 6093 nt
Organism: Pan troglodytes (chimpanzee)
Lineage: Eukaryota; Metazoa; Chordata; Mammalia; Primates; Hominidae
Gene: ARIH1
Product: ariadne RBR E3 ubiquitin protein ligase 1
Exons: 14
Coding region: 359-2032 (557 amino acids)
Biological process (GO): protein ubiquitination
Molecular function (GO): ubiquitin-protein transferase activity; zinc ion binding
Source: RefSeq, marked inferred
ACGCGACGACGCAGCGCGACGCGGUGACGCACGCCCCUUUGUUGGCUCAGUAGCGAUAGCAGCGGCCGUGGAGGUGGCGCUGGGGACUGUUUUCUCUCGGAGGCCGGAGCGGAGCCGCGCCUGACUGAGGCGGGCAGCAAGCGGCCCCCUCGCUCCCUCCCUCCCUCCUCCGCGCCCUCCCCGCCGCCACCAGCCGUCAAACGCCAACCGCCGCUCUUGGGGAGGAGCCGCGGCCCGCGGGGCCGGAGCCAGGCCUGCGUCCGGACAUCAGCCGGAGCCGGAGCGAGAGCCGGGGCCUCGGCGUCCCCGCCCUCUCCCCGCCUCGGCCAGCGUCCGCCGGGCCCCCGCGCGUCGCGCCAUGGACUCGGACGAGGGCUACAACUACGAGUUCGACGAGGACGAGGAGUGCAGUGAGGAGGACAGCGGCGCCGAGGAGGAGGAGGACGAAGACGACGACGAGCCGGACGAUGAUACCCUGGAUCUGGGCGAGGUGGAGCUGGUGGAGCCCGGGCUGGGCGUCGGCGGGGAGCGGGACGGACUGCUGUGCGGGGAGACGGGCGGUGGCGGCGGCAGCGCUCUGGGGCCCGGCGGUGGCGGCGGCGGCGGCGGCGGCGGUGGUGGUGGCGGGCCGGGGCAUGAGCAGGAGGAGGAUUACCGCUACGAGGUGCUCACGGCCGAGCAGAUUCUACAACACAUGGUGGAAUGUAUCCGGGAGGUCAACGAGGUCAUCCAGAAUCCAGCAACUAUCACAAGAAUACUCCUUAGCCACUUCAAUUGGGAUAAAGAGAAGCUAAUGGAAAGGUACUUUGAUGGAAACCUGGAGAAGCUCUUUGCUGAGUGUCAUGUAAUUAAUCCAAGUAAAAAGUCUCGAACACGCCAGAUGAAUACAAGGUCAUCAGCACAGGAUAUGCCUUGUCAGAUCUGCUACUUGAACUACCCUAACUCGUAUUUCACUGGCCUUGAAUGUGGACAUAAGUUUUGUAUGCAGUGCUGGAGUGAAUAUUUAACUACCAAAAUAAUGGAAGAAGGCAUGGGUCAGACUAUUUCGUGUCCUGCUCAUGGUUGUGAUAUCUUAGUGGAUGACAACACAGUUAUGCGCCUGAUCACAGAUUCAAAAGUUAAAUUAAAGUAUCAGCAUUUAAUAACAAAUAGCUUUGUAGAGUGCAAUCGACUGUUAAAGUGGUGUCCUGCCCCAGAUUGCCACCAUGUUGUUAAAGUCCAAUAUCCUGAUGCUAAACCUGUUCGCUGCAAAUGUGGGCGCCAAUUUUGCUUUAACUGUGGAGAAAAUUGGCAUGAUCCUGUUAAAUGUAAGUGGUUAAAGAAAUGGAUUAAAAAGUGUGAUGAUGACAGUGAAACCUCCAAUUGGAUUGCAGCCAACACAAAGGAAUGUCCCAAAUGCCAUGUCACAAUUGAGAAGGAUGGUGGUUGUAAUCACAUGGUCUGUCGUAACCAGAAUUGUAAAGCAGAGUUUUGCUGGGUGUGUCUUGGCCCAUGGGAACCACAUGGAUCUGCCUGGUACAACUGUAACCGCUAUAAUGAGGAUGAUGCAAAGGCAGCAAGAGAUGCACAGGAGCGAUCUAGGGCAGCCCUGCAGAGGUACCUGUUCUACUGUAAUCGCUAUAUGAACCACAUGCAGAGCCUGCGCUUUGAGCACAAACUAUAUGCUCAGGUGAAACAGAAAAUGGAGGAGAUGCAGCAGCACAACAUGUCCUGGAUUGAGGUGCAGUUCCUGAAGAAAGCAGUUGAUGUCCUCUGCCAGUGUCGUGCCACACUCAUGUACACUUAUGUCUUCGCUUUCUACCUCAAAAAGAAUAACCAGUCCAUUAUCUUUGAGAAUAACCAAGCAGAUCUAGAGAAUGCCACAGAGGUGCUCUCGGGCUACCUUGAACGAGAUAUUUCCCAAGAUUCUCUGCAGGAUAUAAAGCAGAAAGUACAAGACAAGUACAGAUACUGUGAGAGUCGACGAAGGGUUUUGUUACAGCAUGUGCAUGAAGGCUAUGAAAAAGAUCUGUGGGAGUACAUUGAGGACUGAGAAUGGCCCUGCAUAAAAUGAACUCUGAAAACUUUACCAUCUAGAGUGCUCAUGCAAUUAAAACAAAACAAACACAAACAAGGAGGCACUAAGCCUAUUCUGACACCACUGGUCUGUAGUACCAGAAUUGUUUUGUUAACGGAAAGUUUAAGUAAAUUAUAUUGUAAUAAAAAGGUAGAUAAACCAUUGUACAACAGUAUUCUAGGCCGCCAACAAAAGUGUGACAGACACACUAAAAGCCCUCCAACUUUAACUUGUAACGUAGCUUCAUUCUCAAAGCUGACUCCUUUUUUUUCUUUUUCCUUUUCCUGAGUGUAGUACAGUUAAAAUUUCAAACAGCUCCUUGACACUGCUUUUCAUGUUCAAACCAGCCAUUUUGUUGUACUUUGGUAAAGGACCUCUUCCCCUUCCUCCCCUACACAUACAGAUACACCCACACACAGACUGACUCUCUUUCUCUCAUACCCCAAGGUCAUGAGUGAAUGAUGCUUAGUUCCUUGUAAAGAAAAUCUUGGGAUGGGGAAAGGGGUAGGCAGCAAGAGGAUUCAACAAACGAAAAACAUAAAAACUUUGUAUAUGACUUUUAAAACAAGAGGACAACACAGUAUUUUUCAAAAUUGUAUAUAGCGCAUAUGCAUGGACAAAGCAAGCGUGGCACGUGUUUGCAUAAUGUUUAAUUACAAAAAAAUAUUUAUUCUUUAAAAAUCUUCAAGAUUAUGUCUAUUUGCUGUGCAUUUUCUUUCAGUUUGCUUAUCUUUCCCGGGUUGGGGUUGGGAUAAAGGUGUGUUGGUUUAGCACCUCUGGAAGACCUAUCUAGAGCUCUUUCACUUUCCUGAGGUUAUUUUGCCCUUUCUGGUGUUGGUAUGUCUGUUGCCGGCCAUGGGCCUCAUGCCUUGAAUUCCUGCUCUUGAUCAGGGACAAGGGAGGUCAAGCUCUGACUAAUGCCAUGACCUGAUUAAGGGGUACAGCAGGGAGUUUUGUUGCUACAGCUCAUGAAUUAACCUGUCCCAACCUAAUCCCCCUCCAUGGCAUCAUGCCUCUACCCAAGCCUUUGUGUGCCCAUGUUAUGCACACAGCUGUAGGCAUUCUUAAGUUCCCUGUCGCAUCCAGUGGAAGCAUUUUAAAAUUUCUUUUACUUUUUGGUUUUCCCUUAAUUGCUGCUUUUCAGAUUUUAGUUAUGGCUCGUCUGCUCACCCCUUCUCUACAUUAGGGUGUCAAAGAGAAUGUUUUGCUCUAAAUAUAAAUAGCCAUUCAUUUAGUCUCAGAUUGUGAAUUUAAAAUGGCGGAUACCGAAAUUGCUUGUGUGUGUUGCUGUGGGUUUGGUUUGAAGGCAAACACCCCUAGAACAUGAUAUUCCCAUCUAGUGCAUUUAAAUAGAAAUCACUGAGUUUGCUGCUUUUUUAUUGUCAGCAGAUAGGAGAAUUAAUAAUACAUUUUAGCUGUGAUGUCCAUUUUUAUGAAAUUCCUACUAAGAGCUAUGUUAAAAGUAAAGGAUGGUGGUGGUUGUAUUAACUAUAUACCUGUUUAGGCCAUUCUGGCUGUGGUAUUUUUCAAUAGGUCAGCAUCUGUAAAUCUGUCAGUUUUAUACAGGAGUGCAGAGUGAACUAGGCAACUAGAUUAAGAGGUCUAAAUAUGAAAUACCAGUUGAGGCUGAGGACCUCUUCGUCUUCCUUUAAAUGUCUUGUGCCUAGGGAGUGUUUACCAUUUGUGAGGCAGCUUUGUCUGCUCUUACACUGUACAUCCUAUUACUCCAUUGGGAAGUAGGUUCACUUUCCUCUGGCCUUUUGCCUAAGUUAGGCUUUGCUGAAUCAACCCUACUUUUCCUUUUAGAAAAGGUUGUUACAGGAGAUAUACUGGCAACUGUUCUUUUCCCAUCAAAAAUCAGUGAAUGUUUGCUGAGUAUAAAUGCUGCUUCCUUAAACCACUUGUCGCUUUAGGAUCAACUUUACCUGUACCUUUUCUCCUUUCCUCCCUUGCCACCUCAGGUGCAAAUCUGAACUCAGUGUCUGCUUCUUCCAUUUUCUCGUCUCCCUCCCCUCUUCCCCCAUUAUCCAUAUGACAUUAUUUUACUUCAAAUGACAGCAUCAAUCUUAAAAAGAUAUACAUUAAAACUAAGGAGUUUUUUUAAAGAAAGCCUGAAUAAGUUCCUUUCCCUGGUAACUUUGAAAAGCAGUCAGAGUUGCUAUAUAGAUAUAUGUGGCUCCUUUAAAAUGCUUUGUGUAUGUGUGGUGUUUAAAAAAAAAAAUCUUACCAGUUAACUUUGCAGUGUCUAGGUUUGAGUGUCAUAAAUCCACGUGUUCCUGUUGCAACAAAUACCCAAAAAUUGUGUGUGCACUUCCUAAUACCAGUCUUCACCCAUGGAGGAACAGUGCUUUUUAGAGAUGCUUUCUAUUUCAGUGUUGGCAUACUGCCUGAGGGUAUUGCAGUUGUGGGUGCAUUCCCUAAUUUGUAUGAUCAAGAUGAACUGGCCCUUUUCUACUUCCAAGCUUUUAACAGAUACCACCAUAUUUGACAGAAUUCCCAGAGUGAAUUGCUUGUGUUAUUAGUAGAUUCAGUGCCCCCAGCUGGGAUAGGCAAGCCAUGACAGCUUCCCUGUUUCACCUACAUAAGUCUUAUCUGAGGGAUCUAUUCACAGUAAGCACCAAGGUCUCCAUGUCUUGAGGUCAGUUUCAUUGUCUUUUGAAAAGUGCAUGCUUCAUUUGAACAAUUCAUUCAGCAGCAGAUGGACUUUCAGUGAUUUAAAAUAAAAUUUUGAUCCAAAGCUCAGGACACAAACCACAGUGGUAAAAUUGAGUAGCAUAUAAUAUCAGACUAAAUUAUCUGUAAUUUUCCACAACCCAGAUUGUAUGUGUUUUAUGUGUGUUUAAAUAAAUAUGUUAGAUACACGUGUAUACAUACACACAUAUACAACAGAUCCAAGACUGGCUGACUUCAUUUGAAAUGGUUGAAUCUGCUGUGUAAUAAAGUGGUUCAACCAUGAUUAGGAACUGAAAUUUAGUACAAGAGGGAAAAGGAGUUAAUGUAACAAAUUAUUUUAGCUACAAACCCCGGUAAUAGAGCACUUGGGGGAUGGGAUGGGGUGGGUUGGUGAGACAAUCAGAAUGGUAAAUUGAUUAAAUGCUCCUAACCCUGUAAUUUUGUGCAUAGAGCACCCUGUGCUGUGGAAAUAACUGUUCUUAGAUUUCAUUGUAACUGGACUGUUCAGGUUGCCCAGAGGGAAAGAACAUUCCUAAUUCUAAUAAAAUAAACUUUUAUUUUGUUAUUCCAUUAGUUACUUAUGUUUAUUUUUAUAGUUAAAAAAUGACUAAAGGUGGCUAAUAGCCACCCGUAUUAUGUGCCUUAUUCACUGUUCCCACUUAAUAUAAAAUGUCAAAAAUUCGUUGUUUCUUUGCAGGGAACUGUGAAUGAGCCCAUUCCCCCAACAUUUAACUUGGUUAUUGAAGCUUUCAGAGCAUUUUCUGAAAGCUUUCCAAUUUCUGCAUCUCAAAUAUUGAAUUUAAAUUGUUUGUGUUGUAACAGUGAUACAAAAAUGUUCAAUAGCUCUUUGAAUGCCACUUUUUUAAAAGAAAAUACUUUAAAAGUCAUUCUUAGCUAACCUCAAAACUCCUUUACAUUACUUUCAUUUUAGCUCACUCUUAAAGCUGAUACUGUUAUAUAGGGAUGAAGGGAGAGUUUUCUUAAAGAAGGUCCCAAAGUUGAAGAUCGUUUGUCAUUGAUACUCUGGCCAAGUCCAGGUUUUAGGACAAUUUAAUUUACUCUUAUUUGGAUCUGUAAUUAUGGGAGUUUAUCACUUUUCCUCUUCAAAGCACUUCAACUUACUGUCUAAAACAAGUGGAGAAGAAAUUGCCAUUUUUUAUAAAGGAGGAAGAUAAGGCUCACUGAGGUUAAAUAACUCACUCAAUUUUUCAUUUCCUUCUACCUGAAACUUAACAUCAUACUACCUCUUUGUAUCAUAUUUUGUUAUUCUGGUCACAGAAUGACCUAGUAUUCUGUACCAGGGAAGGUAGUUCUUAACUAUAUCGUUGUACUUUUAAACCACAUUAAAGACUAUUAUAAAUGCC